Elephantulus edwardii (Cape elephant shrew) is the source of this 2590-nucleotide messenger RNA. RefSeq names its product myocyte enhancer factor 2A (gene MEF2A). Gene Ontology annotation, biological process: positive regulation of transcription by RNA polymerase II; cell differentiation; heart development. The record is from RefSeq and is a predicted model, not a curated record. Gene Ontology annotation, molecular function: DNA-binding transcription factor activity, RNA polymerase II-specific; RNA polymerase II cis-regulatory region sequence-specific DNA binding; histone deacetylase binding. NCBI's taxonomy places the organism in Eukaryota, Metazoa, Chordata, Mammalia, Macroscelidea, Macroscelididae. The coding region runs from base 121 to 1587 and encodes 488 amino acids. The transcript has 9 exons.
GGUCUGCUAGAACAUCUCAGCUGCAGCUCUUGGACUAGAAGCUGAAUACAAUGCAUUAGGAUAUUGAAGACACUUCUUAUAUUAAAUUUUUGAAAUAUAAAGAAGGAAAAGUGACUAAAAAUGGGGCGGAAGAAAAUACAAAUCACUCGCAUAAUGGAUGAACGGAACAGACAGGUCACUUUUACAAAGAGAAAGUUUGGAUUAAUGAAGAAAGCCUAUGAACUUAGUGUGCUCUGUGACUGUGAAAUAGCACUCAUCAUUUUCAACAGCUCUAACAAACUGUUUCAGUAUGCCAGCACUGAUAUGGACAAAGUUCUUCUCAAGUACACAGAAUAUAAUGAACCUCAUGAAAGCAGAACCAACUCGGAUAUUGUUGAGACUUUAAGAAAGAAAGGCCUUAAUGGUUGUGAGAGCCCUGAUGCUGACGAUUACUUUGAGCACAGUCCACUCUCGGAGGACAGAUUCAGCAAACUAAAUGAAGAUAGUGAUUUUAUUUUCAAACGAGGCCCUCCUGGUUUACCACCUCAAAACUUCUCAAUGUCUGUCACAGUCCCUGUGACUAGCCCUAAUGCAUUAUCGUACACUAACCCAGGGAGUUCACUUGUGUCUCCAUCUUUGACAUCCAGCUCAACAUUAGCAGAUUCAGGCAUGCUUUCUCCACCUCAUACAACAUUACAUAGAAAUGUAUCCCCUGGAACUCCUCAGAGACCACCAAGUACUGGCAGUGCAGGUGGGAUGUUGAACAGUUCUGACCUCACAGUGCCAAAUGGAGCUGGAAGCAGUCCAGUGGGCAAUGGAUUUGUAAACUCAAGAGCGUCUCCAAAUUUGAUUGGAAAUACUGGUGCGAAUAGUUUAGGCAAAGUUAUGCCCACAAAGUCUCCGCCUCCUCCUGGUGGUAACAGUCUUGGAAUGAAUAGUCGGAAACCAGACCUGCGUGUUGUUAUCCCACCUUCAAGCAAGGGCAUGAUGCCUCCUUUGAAUACCCAGAGAAUAAACAGUUCUCAAGCCACUCAACCUCUUGCUACUCCAGUAGUGUCUGUGACAACCCCAAGCUUGCCUCCACAGGGACUUGUAUACUCAGCAAUGCCUACUGCUUACAAUACUGAUUAUUCCCUGACUAAUGCAGACCUCUCAGCCCUGCAGGGUUUCAGUUCCCCAGGAAUGCUGUCUUUGGGACAGGUGUCAGCCUGGCAGCAACACCAUUUAGGACAAGCAGCCCUCAGCUCUCUUGUUGCUGGAGGGCAGUUAUCUCAGGGUUCAAAUUUAUCCAUCAAUACCAACCAAAACAUCAACAUUAAGUCAGAACCAAUUUCACCUCCCCGGGAUCGAAUGACCCCAUCAGGCUUUCAGCAGCAGCAACAACAGCCACAACCUCUGCAGUCCCAUCCCCAGCCCCAGACUCGGCAGGAAAUGGGGCGCUCCCCUGUGGACAGUCUGAGCAGCUCUAGUAGCUCCUAUGACGGCAGUGACCGGGAGGACCCACGUGGCGAUUUCCAUUCUCCAGUUGUGCUGGGCCGACCCACAAACACUGAGGACAGGGAGAGCCCUUCUAUGAAGCGUAUGCGUAUGGACACUUGGGUUACCUAAGGCUCUUGGGGCCAGCAUUAUUCCUUUGUGUUACUGCAGUGAACUGCCCUACAUUGGUCAGUAUGGACAGGAGUUAAGAAUAUUUAUAUGUACAUGCAUACAUAUAUAUCCCAUUACAUAUAUAUGUAUGUGAGUGUGAGUGGGUGUGUGUUACAGACAGAGUCAUGCACUUACCUGCAAACUCCCUAUAGAUCUACAGAUGUACAUCCUAUGGCAGAUAAACCACCCUGUAGACAGAGAUCUAGUCUGGCACUUCCUUGGACUACUUGUUUCAUAAGAGAACCAGUUUUUGCAAAGAAAUGUGUACCCAUUUAGAAUUCUCCCACACUAGCUUGCAGAAACCCCAGAGGGCCCCUACUUGUUUUAUUAACUGUGUGGUGAUUAUAGUAUUUAAAAUGCUUUGUAGAACAGAGCAGUAGAAAAGCAGGAAUCAAGAAAGCAAUACUGUACAUAAAAUGUCAAAUAUUAUAAUAAUUACCCAACCUGGCAUGGGUCUCUCUUGCAAAGGGGUGCAUGGAAAGGGCUGUUGAUUUAAAAACAAAACAAAAACACAGAGUUCCACACAUAACUGUUUUGCACGUGCAAAAAUGUAUUGGGUCAAAGAAGUGAUCUUUAGCUAAUAAAAAAGAGAAAACACGCAUGAGAUAUUCAGCAUAUAUAGCCUAGAAAUACAGAGCAUUAACAAAAUAAAACUAAUAUAUUAAGUUAUAAUUGGAAUAUGCCAGAAGUUUCUUUUUACAUUCAUAUCUUAAAAAUUAAACUGAUUUUAGCUCAUGUAUAUUUUAUAUGAAACAAAACAUCCUUAUGAAUUGAUAAUUAUAUAUAAAAAUAUAUUCACUACAUUUGAACACAUUCUCCUAUGAAUUAUUUAUAUAAGCCAAAGCUGUAUGUUGUAUUUUUACUUUUUUUUAAAAAAAAAAAAAGAAUAGCUUUAUCUUGUUUUAGCCAGUUUUGUUUUCUUUUACAAAGGUGGGGGGGGACAAAAAUAUCUUACAAGCAGAAC